Molecule: messenger RNA, 7479 nt
Organism: Sabethes cyaneus
Lineage: Eukaryota; Metazoa; Arthropoda; Insecta; Diptera; Culicidae
Gene: Egfr
Product: epidermal growth factor receptor
Exons: 8
Coding region: 1868-6121 (1417 amino acids)
Biological process (GO): positive regulation of kinase activity; multicellular organism development; cell surface receptor protein tyrosine kinase signaling pathway
Cellular component (GO): basal plasma membrane; signaling receptor complex
Molecular function (GO): transmembrane receptor protein tyrosine kinase activity; ATP binding
Source: RefSeq, a predicted model, not a curated record
CGUUUCUAUGUUGGAUGUGUUUUUGUUUACUGUAGCUCUUGCUCUUAGAGGAUCUUUGGCUGAAGCCCAAUUCGCGUUGACGAGCGUAAGCUGCUGCCACCUCCAAAAGUUUACUGUAGGGGUGAAGCGAAAUAGGAAUUUCUUAAAGAGCGCAAGAGAUCGAAACAUUUUGGCAGAUUUUCACCCACACGUACAUACAGGCAUUUUUAUGAGAGUGCAAGAGAUCGUUUAAUGCCGUCAACGCGAAUAGAUAGACACCAGAAGAGGUGGUUUCUGACAUUCGCGCGUUGAAGUUUUUCGUUUUUUUGUGUGAGCAGUUGUGCACUUUUGCGUGUGUUGGUGUGUAGUGUGUGUGUAAUACUGUGCGCAUAGUGAGAAGUAAAGGUAUAAAAAAAACAAAGAUCGUACUUACCUGUUCUUUCCCAUUUAUCUACGACACGUUGUGUUCGGGAAAGAUCAGCGCGGGGCUUGGUCUCAACCUUUAAGGUGUGCGUGGAACGUUUCGAGUUGGCUUCUUGGUUUGCUUCUUGCUCGGUUUCCGUCGACAGUACACAUGUAAUUAUUUACCAUCCCUAGCGCUAGCGCUUAUAUGCGGUGGAUUUUAUAAGUGAAUGGAGAAGCGAGUCUUUUAGAAGAUUGAAGAGCUUUUAUUAAUUGCUUUUUUACGUGUGGGGUUUAUCGAGAAAAGAAGCCAAAUUUUGACCCAAGCCGGAGGUCGAAUGAAAUGACAUCAUGUGCUACGAGAAAGGUACCAGGGUUUGGGCCCUAAGGAUUGGCGAAAUUAUGGUGUAAUCUAUCGGUACUUCAGAGUUGUGGAAAGCAAAUAAACAACUUGAGAUUUGUUAGAAGACGUGCGAUAGCAAAGCAAGAGUGUCAGCAACAGGUGAUCCCCCCGUUAGUGGCUUUUAUUUGUGAAACACACGAGAAAGCGAAAGAGUGGCCAACGUGAACGUAGCAACGGAACGGGUCGAAAACUGAUUUGAAUGAUGUGCAAAGCAAAAACCUGAUUUUCAUUCAUAAAGAGAUAUCGAAUCGCAGCGGAGAUUUGCGAGAUACCAACAGCAGCACUAAACAGAUCGUGGCUGUAACUCCGUCAGUGGACCCCUGGCGUGUGUUCUCUAUAGAGGCCGUUGGAAAUGUGGAAUUGAGAAUGAAUCCGCAGAAAAACACCAACGACCGAGUGGUACAUUUCUAUUAUACAAUGUAUUUAGAGCUCACGGCUAAUUAGUAAUUCAAUUGCGGAAUUUGUGGGAGAGAGGAAAGACGAGAUAAAACGAGCUCGAAAAAGACCCAUACUAGUGCCACUUUUUGUGGUCGAACAUUACGUAGAAGGAGACGAGUUUUGGGUCGGACUUUCUGAGAAGAUUAAUUAAUGCGUGACCGCCACAAAAAUUCCUACACCAGACCAGCUCGUCAGUCGAAGUAGCGGCAAAGCAAAAGUUAAAACGGCAAACCCGAAGAAACAAUAUUUUGUGCGUUGUGAGCCGGUGUGGUUCCUUUUGGUGACUUCGGCUGGUAGCGUAGAGCGCCAGUGCAGACUAUAGACGGGUGGUUUGUGAACCGUGAAAUGGAAAACGAAGUGGAGCUCGUGCUCUUGAAAUUUUGAUUGUUUUAUAUUGUAUCCCAUUAAGACGGAUCUGCCUCUUAGAGAAGGGUAAGCUUACUGCCGUGAGCGACAAUUAUCAAGAUCUAUGUGCAAACACAAUACCCUGGCGGCAGCGGCGGUUUAGUGCGUACCUUCUAGCUUAGUGACAACCGAGACCCAUCGAAGAAGGCGGCACGAAGAAGAAAAAUUAAAAAAAAAACGGAAUCAGUCGCUGGUGGGUGUUUUGUUGGUAGUGCUUAAGUGUUGAAGUGCCCUCGGAAAAUGCGGGACAAGAUGCAGCGGGCGAAUAGCAGACUGUUUGCGGUUUUGCUGCUCAUUGCGGUCCAACUGGUUGUCCAGGGAAGCUGCUAUCUGAAGGAUAACGCCUACAAACAGGAGGAUAACGAAAUGAGAGUAUGCAUCGGAACCAACGGCCGGAUGUCGGUUCCGUCGAACCGCGAAUACCACUACAAGAACCUGCGCGAUCGGUACACCAACUGUACCUACGUGGACGGUAACCUGGAGAUUACCUGGAUUCAGAACACGUCGUACGAUCUCGGCUUCCUGCAGCACAUCCGUGAGGUGACCGGGUACGUGCUGAUCAGCCACGUGGACAUUCCGCAGGUUAUUUUGCCACGGUUGCAGAUCAUCCGCGGGCGGACGACGUUCAAGUUAAACAAGUGGGAAGACGAGUUCGGGCUGUUUGUAUCCUUCUCGCAGAUGAAUACGCUGGAGAUGCCCGCUUUGCGGGAUAUAUUGAGCGGAUCGGCCGGGGUUUUCAAUAACUACAAUCUGUGCCACGUGAAGACGAUCAACUGGGAGGAGGUUCUAUCCGAACCUAAAGCACACUACCGAUACACAUACAACUUCACCUCGCCCGAACGGGACUGUCCACCGUGUCACCAUAGCUGCGAAGCGGGCUGCUGGGGUGAAGGUGCACACAACUGUCAAAAGUUCAGCAAACUGAACUGUUCUCCUCAGUGCUCCCAGGGGCGCUGCUUCGGUUCCAAGCCGCGCGAAUGUUGUCACCUGUUCUGCGCCGGAGGCUGCACCGGUCCUACACAAAAAGACUGCUUAGCUUGUAAGAAUUUCUACGACGAUGGCGUGUGCAAGCAGGAGUGUCCACCCAUGCAAAGAUACAAUCCAACCAACUAUCUCUGGGAACCAAAUCCAGGAGGUAAGUACGCCUACGGCGCAACGUGCGUCCGCAACUGCCCUGAGCACCUGCUGAAGGACAACGGAGCAUGCGUGCGAACGUGUCCACCGAACAAGAUGGCCCAGAACGGAGAAUGCGUCCCGUGUAACGGAGCCUGUCCGAAAACGUGCCAGGGCGAGGGUAUCGUCAACUCAGGAAACAUCGACAAAUACAAAGACUGCACAAUCAUCGAGGGUUCGCUGGAGAUUCUGGACCAGACGUUCGACGGCUAUCAGCAGGUGUUUUCGAACUUUUCGUUCGGACCGCGCUACAUCAAGAUUCACCCGGAUCGGCUGGAGGUGUUUUCCACGCUGAAGGAAAUCAGCGGCUUCAUCAACAUUCAGGGUGACCAUCCGGACUUUAAGAAUCUGUCCUAUUUCCGCAAUCUGGAGGUCGUCGGCGGCCGACAGCUGAAAGAGAAUCUGUUUGCGUCCGUGUAUAUUGUGAAGACGUCUCUUCAUUCUCUUGAACUGAAAUCUCUGAAACGGGUUAACUCCGGAGCCAUCGUCAUACUGGAGAAUGUUAACCUGUGUUUUGCACAGGGAAUCGACUGGUCUAAGAUUAAAAAGUCUGCCGAUCACGAAAGUGUGAUCAUGUCCAACAGGAAUACCACCGUUUGCCAAAAAGAGGGCAUGUUAUGCGAUGAUCAAUGUACCAGUGCUGGUUGCUGGGGAAAAGGACCGGAACAGUGUCUGGAGUGUAAGAAUUUCGUCUACAAGGGUAAAUGUCUCGACAGUUGCAAGAGUCUUCCGAAAAUCUACCAAGUCAACUCGAAGACUUGCGGUGAUUGUCACCAGGAAUGUUCGGACUCUUGUUACGGUCCCAAUGCCGACAACUGCGGAUCUUGUGUGAACGUCAAGGAUGGUAAAUUCUGCGUUUCGGAAUGCCCCGUAACCAAGUAUAACCUAAAUGGAACGUGCGUUUCCUGUCAUAAAACGUGCCUCGGAUGUACGGGACCAUUGGAUACAAUCGCUCCCGGUGGAUGUAUUUCGUGUGACCGGGCAAUUAUGCGUAGUGACGGUACCGUGGAACGAUGCCUAAUGAAAGAUGAAGCCUGUCCAGACGGCUACUAUAGCGAACGAGUCGAACAGGACGAGGGUCCACUGAAGCAACUGUCCGGCAAAGCGGUCUGUCGCAAGUGUCAUCCGCGGUGCAAGAAGUGUACGCAGUACGGAUUCCACGAACAGGUAUGUCAGGAGUGUGCAAGCUAUAAACGGGGCGAACAGUGCGAGGAUGAGUGUCCGAUCGAUCACUACGUAAACGAGGGAACGCGCGAAUGUCUGCCGUGUCACUUCGAGUGCCGCGGUUGUCGAGGAGCCGGCGAAGAUCAGUGCGUCGACUGUCGCAAUCUGAAGCUGUACGAUGGUGAUCCAACGGACAACUCGACCGCCUUCAAUUGUACCUCCAGCUGUCCGGCGAGUCACCCGUAUAAAAACUUAUGGCCGGAAAAUACCAGAAUCGGUCCGUACUGUUCGGCCGAACAGAUUCAAAAUGGAUACCCGCUGGAAGCGACGGCAAAACCAAUGGUAUUAAUUGGUGCUGUAGUAGGGAUACUCGCCGUGGGAUGUUUUGUGUUGUUUGCCUUGUUUUUGUACUGUAAACAGAAGAACAAGAAAGAAGCAGUCAAAAUGACAAUGGCUUUGGCUGGUUGCGAGGAUUCGGAACCUCUUCGACCGACCAAUGUUGGGCCUAAUUUGACAAAACUACGAAUCAUCAAAGAGGCGGAGAUUCGACGUGGUGGAAUCCUAGGUAUGGGUGCUUUCGGCCGAGUGUUCAAAGGGGUUUGGAUGCCAGAGGGCGAGAGUGUAAAGGUGCCGGUGGCAAUCAAGAUUCUAAUGGAAAUGUCUGGAGCUGAAUCGAGUAAAGAAUUCCUAGAAGAGGCUUACAUAAUGGCUUCAGUUGAGCAUCCGAAUUUACUGAAGCUCUUGGCAGUUUGCAUGACGUCGCAACUCAUGCUGGUUACUCAGUUAAUGCCUUUGGGGUGCUUGUUGGAGUACGUCCGAAAUAAUAAGGAUAAAAUUGGCUCCAAAGCGCUGCUAAACUGGUCUACACAAAUUGCACGUGGCAUGGCCUAUCUGGAAGAUCGACGAUUGGUCCACCGUGACUUGGCGGCUCGCAACGUACUGGUUCAUAAUCCUUCCAGCGUGAAGAUCACUGAUUUUGGACUUGCCAAGUUGCUGGAUUACGAUUCUGACCAAUAUCAGGCAGCGGGCGGUAAAAUGCCCAUCAAAUGGCUAGCUUUGGAGUGCAUUCGGCAUCGUGUCUUCACCAGCAAGAGUGACGUGUGGGCGUUCGGUGUUACUAUCUGGGAGCUGCUAACAUACGGAGCUAGACCUUGGGACAAUAUUCCAGCGAAAAAUGUUCCAGAACUGAUCGAGAAGGGACAAAAACUGCCGCAGCCUAGCAACUGUUCACUAGAUGUCUACUGCAUUUUGCUAUCCUGCUGGUUCGAAGUGGCUGACGCACGUCCAACCUUCAAAAGUUUGGUCAAAGCUUUUGCGAAAAUGGCAAGAGAUCCUGGCCGUUAUCUCGCUAUUCCUGGGGAUAAAUUUAUGAGACUGCCGUCCUACACUAAUCAGGACGAGAAAGAUCUGAUCCGCACACUUGCUCCAGCGGCAGAUCUUCCCGGAACUAUUGUCGAAGCCGAUGAAUACCUGCAGCCAAAGACAAGGCCUGUCAUGAUGCUUUCCCCUCAGUCCGCCGAGUCGGUCGGAGAACUGCCCAAAGGUCUUCGCUACAGUCGAGGCGCCCUCAAAGCGGACGACGAAACGGAUUGCAAUACCCGUGAAGUCGGCGUCGGCGGAAUCCGACUAAAUCUGCCAUUGGACGAAGAUGACUAUCUGAUGCCAACUUGCCAAAGUCAGGCACCGUCGGUGCCCGGUUAUAUGGACCUGAUUGGCGUCCCCGCUAGUGUUGAUAAUCCCGAGUACCUGAUGGGAUCGGCUGGUAGCAAUGUAAGCACCGGACUACCGACUCCACCGCCGACGAGUCCGAGUGCCAGCGGCAUCUGCAACAUCCCUCCCAGUCCCGUAUGUAGUAUAGCUCCCAGUAGCCAUAGCACGGUUAUCGUUAGCACCAAUCCUACCAUCCCUAUCACAACAAUCCCGAAUAACAACAAUAACAAUAAUAACACCAUCGUUGUUGCCAACAAUGUUGCCACUAAAGGAGAAGCUAUCCAGCUACAGCACACUACGCUCCAUGAGCCCCAAGCUGCGCCACCCACGCAAACUCUAGGGAUCCCGCUGUCCCCGACCGAAACGGAGACCACCUCCGAGCAUGAGUACUACAACGAUCUACAGCGUGAGAUGAUACCGUUACAUCGUAACGAAACCACUGUAUAGUGAAUUGGCUAGCCAACGUUAAUUUGUACAGAACUGACUAUUUUUUUUACCGUAAUAGCACUUCCGAUUCGAAAAUCAAGUUCGAAGUAAGGAGUAGAGUUUUGAUAACACACAAAACAGUUCAAAUUGUUUCAUAUAUCAUUAGUGCCUUCCCUAGUGCGUAUAGAAAAUUUCAAUCCUAGUUGAUAGUGGUGAAAACAAAGGAUCAAAUAGAACGUCGUGCCUUUUCCACGACUAAGCAGCCAGCUGAAGGGCAGGUGGCCACUUGUGUCAAUUGUAAAUAACUGAAAAUGGAGAUAUUUAAACGAGGAUGCUUAUUGUUUUAGCUGAAAAGCAACUAUACAUAGCUAGUACUUAUCAUAUGAGGUUUUUAGACUAUAUUAGAACGACAGAGCAACGGAACGGAACAGUUUGAGAUAAGUACAAUGAAUCAAGUUUAUUAUUUCGAAGUGAUAAGCUUAACGAAGAACAAAUAUUCAAAAUUGGAUUAUUUUUUGUGUAUUUCAUUUAAAACACCUGUGAUAUUAUGUUUAAUUACACUACUUUUUUCUGAUAGCAGGGUUCAAAAAAGAAAUAGCAUGUAGCUGUUAGGAAAAUAUUCGAUUUCAUGGUUAAAAAAUAUAUAUGUAUAUUCGCGAUAUAACGUCUAAUAACACAAGCAAACUAUACGCAAACGGUACUCCAUUUCCGUAAAAAACACAAACAAACUCUCUUAAAUUUAAAUAACAACAAACAUAUGUAAAUUUCGAAUCUCCUCCGUAAACUACAGCUGUAGAAAAUCACUGCUAACCGUAUCAAGUGUAAUACUUAUUUCAGGCCGCGUACUAUUCAUAUGACGUUUAAAAUUUAUUUUACCUAUAUAAAUACUGUAAGGCAAUCGUGUCAUUCGUAUAUAAACCGAACUUUAAAUGUUGUUCUACUUACUUAUUCAACGAAACGAAAAAACAAACGUUCACUGAACAAUGAAACACAGAAGCAAUAUCAAAUCGUGUGGUAGUCAAAAGCAGGACGAGUUGUACAUAGUUAUAGUUAAACCACACCUAAUCGUUAGUGGCUAAGGAAAGGAAGAAGAAAAAAAACUUGUAAAUUGUUAUAAUUCGUGCCAUGUUUCGUACAUGAAAGAAACUAAAAAUCGGUCUGAAAUCUUAAAGUAGCAAAUACGAAGCAUUUUCUUUACACGCGCGCUAGAGAAAAAUGUCGCAGGAGUGCAGCGCGUAAGUGUAAAAAUUGAACACACACACACCCACGUAAAAUACAACAAUAAUUCAACGAAACGGCACAAACUUUUAGUUAAAAUACUUUUUUUUUUGGUAAUUUGUUGAAGAUUUUAAGUUAUCAGUGUAUUUUAAAUCUUAGAA